Messenger RNA from Alternaria alternata, 1117 nucleotides. RefSeq names its product GroES-like protein. The coding region runs from base 21 to 1073 and encodes 350 amino acids. The transcript is spliced from 4 exons. Gene Ontology annotation, molecular function: oxidoreductase activity; zinc ion binding. NCBI's taxonomy places the organism in Eukaryota, Fungi, Ascomycota, Dothideomycetes, Pleosporales, Pleosporaceae. The record is from RefSeq and is a predicted model, not a curated record.
UUGCAGUAAUCAAACACGACAUGAAAGCAGUGGUAUUCAAGGGACCGGGGAAGGUGGUGAUUGAAGAUAGGCCGAUUCCAAAGAUUCAAGAUGCCGGAGAUAUCAUCGUCAAAGUUGAAAAGACGGCAUUGUGCGGCAGUGAACUGCACGUUUUCCGCGGCCAUCAACCAUCUGCUACCGAUUUUGUGAUGGGUCAUGAGUUUACCGGCCACGUUCACGAAGUAGGUUCAUCGAUUAAGACACUCAAAGUCGGGGAUCGUGUUGUUUCGCCAUUUACAACCUCCUGCGGCGAAUGUUUCUACUGUACCCACGGCUUCUCUUCGCGAUGUGUCAAGAGCCAGCUGUUUGGCUGCCCUGCCCUAGAUGGCGGCCAGGCGGAAUAUGUCCGAGUCCCUCUAGCCGACUCGACGGCCGUCAAAGCACCAUCGGGCAUCAAAGACGAGGCCCUAGUUCUUAUGGCAGAUAUAUUUCCAACAGGCAUGUUCGCAGCUAAGAACGGCUUCCAAUACUCCACGCCAGAGGAGAUCAAGGACAGUGUCGUCGUGCUCAUUGGCUGUGGCCCUGUAGCUCUCUGCGCACUUUGCAACAUCACCGACUACAAGCCAAAACAUAUCCUCGCUGUUGACUCUGUUCCCUCUCGCCUGGAACUCGCCAAGUCCCUGGGUGCAGAGCCCUGGAACUUUCAAACUGAUCGCGAGGGCCUGGACAAACGUGUCAAAGAGCUCACAGAGGGUCGCGGUGCAGACAUUAUCAUUGAAGUUGUCGGACUUUCGCCUGCCCUUCGCAUGGGUUAUGAGCUUGUCCGACCUUGGGGUGUCAUCAGCUCUGUUGGUGUGCAUAAUGGCGAGAUACCCUGGACCGGCAAUGAAGCAUACAACAAGAACGUUAGGGUUCAGAUGGGAAGGUGUCCGGUGAGAAGUGUGUUCGAGGAGGCUUUGGAAAGCUUAAAGCGGCAUCAGGAAAAGCUUGGAUUCAUGGCUGACAAGAUCAUGCCAUUAAGCGAAGCCCUUGAAGGCUAUGACUUGUUCGAUAAGAUGAAGGUGCAGAAAGUUGUUUUCGAGGCGCAGAAGUAGGGUUCGUACGUGACAAAAGCAUUGAGCGGUGUUGAGGUAGCAGG